AUGCGAAUGUUUUUUUGUAUAUUUACGAUACUGGGAUCUUUAACGACGGUUUUUCCCUAUGUGACCUUCACCAACCUAAAAUGCAUCACAAAAGACGUAAAGUUUGCCAAGUUCGAAAAGUGCUAUAUAAAAGCAGUGAACCGUACCCACAAGUAUCUAGAUAUUCACGCAAACAUGUAUAAGAAAUCAAUAAAUAACGUCUCAGUUAAUGUAAAAUUAAUGAGAUACGACCACGGUUAUAGACCGUUUUUCGUCGACUUGCACAUUGACGUUUGCAAGUUUCUCAAAAAUCCCCGGAUACCGAUUGCGAAAUUGUUCUUUGAUAUAUACAAGAACAAUUCCAACAUAAACCAUACAUGUCCUUACAAUCACGACAUUAUUAUUGAUCACGUUUAUACUGGAAAUUUAGAAUCAAACAUCUUCAAAUACAUCCCUUUGCGGUCUGGAGAUUUUGCCAUUUACUCAGAGUGGUCGGUAUACAAUAUUGUACGUAGUCUUAUAAAUGUAUACGUAAGAGUAUCAGAGAAGCAGGAAUAG
This is a messenger RNA of Drosophila ficusphila, 537 nucleotides long. RefSeq lists its product as uncharacterized. The coding region runs from base 1 to 537 and encodes 178 amino acids. The record is from RefSeq and is a predicted model, not a curated record. Lineage: Eukaryota; Metazoa; Arthropoda; Insecta; Diptera; Drosophilidae. The transcript is spliced from 4 exons.